Pecten maximus is the source of this 2245-nucleotide messenger RNA. RefSeq names its product aquaporin-1-like. Gene Ontology annotation, cellular component: plasma membrane. The coding region runs from base 140 to 1045 and encodes 301 amino acids. Gene Ontology annotation, molecular function: water channel activity. Lineage: Eukaryota; Metazoa; Mollusca; Bivalvia; Pectinida; Pectinidae. Gene Ontology annotation, biological process: transmembrane transport. The transcript is spliced from 7 exons. The record is from RefSeq and is a predicted model, not a curated record.
UUUACAACCCGUGUGUUGACAGGAGACCGGUAAUCACCGCGGGGAAAUCACUACACCUGAACCAGCCAGCAGUACCUUAGUUCUCUUCUCCACACGUCAGUCUGGAAUUCAAGAUUUAAUCACCAGAAAUAACUGAACCAUGGAAGCAUUUGUGCACCAUAUCACCAACAAAUUGUCGGAAAUCCGGAAACCAAAGGAACCGGAAACGAAGCCGUUACAGUUUGGAGAGUUAAAGUUAUGGUCAUUCUGGCGCGCCGUGCUGGCCGAAUUAGUUGGAACAAUGCUGUUUGUAUUCCUCGGAUGUAUGUCAUCUAUUCCUCUUCGGACACAUACCCCUCUUGACCACGAUCCUGUAAAGAUAUCCCUCGCCUUCGGACUUGCUAUCAUGGCACUAAUACAAAUCUUUGGUCACGUUUCCGGCGGACAUUUCAAUCCUUCUGUUUCUGUCGGUAUGGCAGUUGGAAAUAUCAUCACGCCUGUUCGAGCUAUAAUGUACACAUUGUCACAGACAGGGGGUGCUAUCAUCGGCGGCUUUAUAUUGAAGGGUGUAUCGCCUGAAUCUGUACACAGUAACCUCGGACUCACGCAGUUGGACAAUGAAGUGACCAGUGGUCAAGGUGUCGGAAUUGAAAUAAUUCUAACAUUUACCCUUGUGUAUGUAAUUAUUGCCACAACCGACUCAAAUCGCGUGGACUUUGGAAGCGUGUCCGUCAAGAUCGGGCUCACUGUAGCGACUCUACAUCUUUCAGCGAUUCAUUUCACAGGAGCCAGUAUGAAUCCAUCUAGAUCGUUAGGGAUUGCCGUUGCCUCGAACAAUUUUACAGACCAGUGGGUGUACUGGGUAGGACCUCUGAUAGGCGGAUCAUUGUCGGCGCUGAUGUAUAAAUUCCUCUUCAAUCCAUACAAAGGAGCUAUAACUAUGGAUGAUGCGGUUCAAAAAUUAGCGGAAGAUGGGACAAUGGUCUGCAUACCCCGGGAUUAUUUCAGGGCGGAUUCACAACGAAAUGGUGGUGAACAAGUUGAGAAAUUGUCUAUGAACCUAUGAAAAGGUUACAUGAUAUCGACCAGUCAGUGGGACUAUUUAAUCAUGUACAACUUGUAUUAAGAGACAGUUAUAAAUGCUAUAUUGAUAUACCUUAUAUAUGGGUGGUUAAUUAUAGGCUGUGGUUUAUAAACAUAUGUAUUGAUAUACGUGAUGCUGAAAAACCUGUAUAUAACGAAAGCAGUAAGGUGGUCACCAUAUAAAGAAGACUUUUAUAUAAUUGACGGUUGCUAUGAAAAGACGUGUUUACUGAAUAGAUGUUCCUUUAUAAGGUUAUGGCUGUACACAUUUGUCAUCAUGUUACUUAAGUCACUUAAUAAUCAUGAACACAACAUGACUUAUUUUUCUUUUUGAAAUUCCAAAAUUCACUGAUAAAUAUAGAAAACAAUGCAAUAGCGAAAUCUGGAACGUUAACAAUUGUACGUCAUACUGUUGUUUGUCUGACUUUCAAACGGCGAAUUAGGCGCCUUAGGAAUUCAUGUAUUGUGAUAUUUUUUUCUAAUUGAUACUCCAAUUGUUAUUACAAGUAUGCAAUUAAGAGAUAAUUGAUAUUUAUUUUUCUGAGUUUGCAAUGAGAUUAUAUAGAAGUAAGAAUCAGACUGCCACUAUAAUACAAUUCAACCAAUGUUAUCACUGUCAACACCUGGGGUUAUCAGCAUUGCUGAUUUCACACCAUCAAUUUUAAUAAAUAUCGAAAUAGAAAUGACAUAGUUUAUAGCAAAACAAUGACACAUUUUAAUAUAUUUAGUCCAAUAUCUACAUUAUUAACAAAAGGAACAAAUACAUUAUGACUAGCACAUUGUUCUGCCAUAGUGUUCAUUGCAUUGAUUGAUAUGCAGGGCCUAUGGAUUCUAAUUCUUCCUUGUGAUGUUUGACACUUAAAAAAAAAGAUAUGUAAUUAUUAUAUGACAAUACUCGGAUUCUUUGCUAAUUGUAUAUUUGUAAAUAAUAUUCGUUGAUGCUAUAAUAUAUUAACAUGCAAAAUUUGUUUAUGAUAUUUUUUUGAUAUGUUUAUACUGAUAACUUCCAAUUGAUAAGUAUAUUCUGUUCUUAUGAAAGCAGGACGGAUGUAAACCAAAACAUGCCUUUCAUUUAAAAUCGAUUAAAAUAUGUUUUGGUAAAUUGAUUUAAAUGUAUAAUUAUUGAAUUUAUUAGCUCACCUGGACCGAAUGACCAAGGUGAGCUUAUGCCAUACCGUAGCGU